This is a messenger RNA of Brassica napus (rape), 2912 nucleotides long. RefSeq lists its product as uncharacterized. Lineage: Eukaryota; Viridiplantae; Streptophyta; Magnoliopsida; Brassicales; Brassicaceae. The record is from RefSeq and is a predicted model, not a curated record. Gene Ontology annotation, molecular function: nucleic acid binding; zinc ion binding. The coding region runs from base 729 to 2183 and encodes 484 amino acids. The transcript is spliced from 2 exons.
CCCUUUGUGGCGACAAUCGACCCAUUCAAGCUUGACAACUCUUGUUGCCUUGUGAUCUAGCCUUUGUUAGCUUAGGCUUGUAUCAUUUUUGGUAUCAGAGCUUCAAAAGCUCCUAUCUAUCAGGUUAUAUCUAUCCUUGUCUCUAUUCAUUUGCAUUUGUUUAUUUGUUUCAUCUCUUUUGCAUUUGUUUCAUUUAUAAAAUCAUAUAAAAAAACCAUAAAAAUUGUUUGCAAUUUCUGUCCAUUUUUGCAUUUGCUUGUUCUUGGUGUUAAAACCAGGGAGGCACGACAAAGAUGACCAUUUACUUUCUUUGAUUCAUAUAAAUUUGAAAAUCCAAAAGAAAUCGUGUUUGCAUUAGUUGUUUCCUUAGUUUCUAUUUCGGUUUAUUCACUUACUAUAAAAAAAAAAAGGUCAAUUUUGUUUCUUGCUUCUUUUAAAUUCUAAAAAUUAUAAAACCAGAAUAAAAAGUUAAUUUCAUUGUCUUAGUUUUAUAUAUUUCGUGUUUCCAUUAAAAAAAAAACAAAAAAAAAAAGUGAAUUCUUUUUCAUUUGUUUUAAUUUUCCAAAAAAAAUAAAUAAAUAAAUAAAAUAAAAACAAGGAGAUACUAAGUUUCCAUUUUUUUUUGUUCUUUCUUAUUCUUCUCUCCUUUCUUUUGCUAAGCCACGACUUAAUUCCUUUUUCUUCUGUUUGUGCAAGGCAAACUCUGAGAAAAGAUAGAGAAGACGCCAAUGGAGGAUUACUCAGAAGAAGAGGCUGAAGAAUACAACACGUCUGAGGUAGAUUGGGGAGAAGAAGCUGACCAGGAUUGUUGGGACGAUGGAGAUGACCACACUGAAGGUCAUUGGUGCGCAGACUCUGUUCCAGAGUAUGUCCCAAACGAUGAACAAGAAUACCCAGAGGUGGAACCAGAAUCAAUGGACCAGUAUUCAACUUGCUAUGGUCCCAAAUCCCAACUCAUCUAUGAGGAUAGUUCUGAAGGGAAAUAUUAUUCUCAAGCGUGUCCUAGAAGAGAAAAGACCACUGUGGCUGCACCAUCAAGAUCUUAUCAUGGGAGUCUAUCAAGACAUGCUCACAGCACGCCAUGGAACUACAAUGGAGAUCAGUUUUAUCAGAAUCGCUUGGCUGCACCAUCUAUACAUUUUUCUGGUCAUAAGCAAGGACCAAGUGCAUAUCUAAGGUGGGAGGACGACAUGGAGCAAUGGUUUAUAGCUUGGAGAAUUCCAGAGAAGCUAAAGCUAACUUAUGCGAAGGAUACCUUAACCGGAGAGGCAUACAAUUGGUGGAGUCAGCUAGAUGCUGAUAGGAUCUAUUUCAAUGAUCCGGCUUUUACUUGGAAAGAGGUUAAGAUGCUCAUGUAUAGUGAGUUUGUGAAGAAGGCAAAAUACAUUCAGAAGGUGUCCACAAGGAGAUUAAUAAAGCACCAAGUCUUGCAACCCACAGUUCAGAGAGAAGUUGUUUCCCAAAGACAAAGUUCAAGGCCAGUGCAUCCACCUCAAGUCAAACGAAACCAAGGUGAGCACUCUAACUCUUUAAAACCAUCUGAGGUUAUUUGUUAUAGGUGUCAAGGCAAGGGCCAUCUAGCAAAGGAGUGUCCCACAAAACGAGUUGUGAAGUCAGUAGUAUCUGAAGCAAAAGAAACAAACUUGGAGGUAAGUGAUUCCGAUACUAGAAUUGAUGAUUCCUUUUCUAGAAUGGAUAAACAUAUUGAUGAUCUUAUCAACUUGAUUAAAGCUAGAUCUACUUCUGUUUCUAGUAAUUCCAUGACUGUCUUAACACACUUGUCUAGCGCCCAAAAGGUUGAAAGUAUUUCAGGUACUAACAUAGAAAUCAAGGAACAAGAGCCCAACCUUGCUGCGCAAUCAAGUCCAACACUUGAUAAGGUGAUUUCUGAACUUAAAGUGAAUAAUCUUACUUAUCAAAACACUGGUAUGAUGCACUUGCACUCUGUCCAGAAUGUUGAUGAAGGUCUAGGUAAUGAGGAGACACGUACAGAAGCUAAACAACAAGAGAAUAAUGAGCAAUCUACCCUAGAGACCUCUACACCAGCUGAUCAAGCUUUAGAGGUAGUAAAUACCAAAGCUGAAUCAAUGCAAGAUAACCAGGUACAAUGGAGAAGCAUCCAGAACCAAACUCACAACCUUACACCCAAGCAGUGGUCAAUGGAGAAACCAAUUGUGAAAUAGGAGAUUUCGAAAAGGAGACCACGAUCCUUCCAAGGGAAAUCAUAGACCGACCAUGGAAAGGGGGCAUAGCUUCCCUACUGAUCAAAGAAGAACCACCAGAUGGACAAUGCAUCACAAAACCGUGCAUAUACCAAGGUAAGACCCUAGCCUCCCAAAUUAGAAUGAAACCUAACUUGCUCUAUCUUGGUGCAGGUAAAUUGGUUUUGAGGACAAAACCUUUUGAAGAGGGAGGGAAUGAUGAGGACCUAAAGUCAGUAGCUGGACCACCAACUCAUGAGAUCAACCAUACAAGCUACAUUGGAGCCAGCAGCGACAUAGGUGCACUCAAAGAAGGAUAUCUUUGCAACCAUAAGGAAUUUAACCGUGAAACCAGUUUCUAUAGAUUCUCAACUCAACCAGAGCACGCAGCGAAUUGGUUUCAUACCAAAAAGAGUAAUGGUUUAGGAGAUAUGCCAGUUACAAGUCAGACUAUCUACACUGCAUCCGAAUUGGUUCUAAUUAAGGAAAGUAAUUCUUUGCUUAAGGAGUGUGCAACUCAAACUCACGUGUGGAAACCAGGAGAUUAUUCAUUACAUCUAAGAGCAGUGGGAGAGUUUCUACCAUGCACCAGCAGCCACAUGAUCAAGAUGAAUCCCUUAUUUGUCAACUUACCUUACAUGGAUGCAUUCACACUUGGAGUUAUUAAAGACCAACGGCUCUUUCCCCUUCUGUUCAGGCACGACUUAGAGA